This is a messenger RNA of Pararge aegeria (speckled wood butterfly), 1383 nucleotides long. RefSeq lists its product as uncharacterized. NCBI's taxonomy places the organism in Eukaryota, Metazoa, Arthropoda, Insecta, Lepidoptera, Nymphalidae. The coding region runs from base 135 to 977 and encodes 280 amino acids. The transcript is spliced from 2 exons. The record is from RefSeq and is a predicted model, not a curated record.
AUUCAAUUUCCGAACGAAAACGUCGCCAUGACACCCGUUCAAACAAAUGACAGUUUUCAACGGUCGACAUAAAUAUUUUUGUGGCGUACUUAUUGUGUAUUUAAAAUUAUUAUAAGAACUUCAAGUUGAAAGCUAUGGACAAGAAUAAAAGCUUCGCCCUGCCCAAACCCGUACGCCCAACAACUAAGCGGACAACCGUCACCGAAGUGCCUACAACUUCCAAGAAAGUGAUACCCAGGGAGAAAUUCUGUUCACGUAAAAGUAUUGCGCCUAAUAAAAUAACCGCACGCGCAAACACAACUAUAUUAAGUGACAAGUCGAUCUGGAAACCGGAGGCGUCUUCAGACUUAGAUGCCGCGGACGCCGAGAUUGCAUACGGAAAAUUCUUGAGAAAUAUGCUAGAAGAGUGUCUUGUUGAGGAGAAGAUAAAGAGAGAGGAAACCCAGAUGGACGUCCAGAUGGCGCAGUUGGCUGAUAGAUUCAAAAAGACCAUGGACCAGCUGGAUAGAACCAACAGACGGCUGAAGGACAUCAAAUUUGUUGUUGAACAAAAGAGGCUCUUGGAUCUAAAAAAUCAAGACUGUUCCAAUUUCUACAAUUUAACAGAGAAUUCAACCUUAGAGGAGAAGAUUAACAAUCUUACGUCAUCAGAAGAAGCUUGUCUCGAUCAUUUGGAAACAAUUAAUGUUGAUUUCGGCUUCAACCAUGAAUCUGGACACAAACAACUUUUAGAUGCAGUUAACGAGGCUAUAGAGGGAUUGGAGGGUAUCAAAAAGAACUCCAAAUUAGACACUGCAAAGUUUCACGAAUACGAAAGCUUGCACAAAAAUUUGGAAGAAAUUGAAAAGGACAGAUUUAAUAUAGACAUGUUAAAGAGUGAAUUUGAAGUUAAAUUCCCUAAAUUCAGUGAGAAAUUGUUAAAGGAUGUAUCUGAUAAAAUGGCUUCGCUUAUGGAAGAUGAGGUUGAUGACAAUUGAAUAUUAUAUUCACUAUAUUUGAUUUAAUAUUUAUGUAGAAUAUUAAAGGUAAAUAACUCACAAAAGCCACUUGGCUAAAGUUUUUGAGCAUAUCUCUAGUACAACACUGAUUUCUGCAUUUAAAACUUCUAGCUAGCUAUGUAAGCUAUGAAACCCUGGUAAGGAAAUCUCCCUCACUACCCUAUAAAUUAUGAGCCCCAGCUUUCCAAAAUUGCUCCAGAAGCCUGGCAGGCUACCGGUUCUAAAUGCCCUAAGAAACUGGGGAGCAUAGUCUUCCUUAUCAUUGACCCAUCACUGACCCAAUUUAGGGCAUGUGUAUCCUCUCACAAUGAGAAGGUUGUAGGCCCUACGUCUACGCUUGGAGCCAUUGCAGUCCAUACACCUUUGAGAACAGUAUGAAUGAAUU